CGGGAGGGCGGAGGUAUAAGAGCUGCUGCCGCUGUCCGUGGUCCUGAAAACAGGAGGACCGAGAAGCGGAGUCCCGGGAGAGGAGAACCGGAGACCGAGCCUCACUAACAAAACAAAAACAAAAACUUAAAAAAAAAAAAAAAAUAACAAAAGGGAGCGUGUUGAUCUGCUCGUGACAGCGGGACCUCCAGAAGCUGAGAGAGUGACGCGCUGCCCGGGGAGGGGAGGCUGGAAUCCCCCUGCUGCUCCCACUGAGCCACAAGUGUUUCUCAUCUUCAGGCCCCAUUCUGAGCGGCCAUGACUGGGUACCACCAUGCCUCAAGUGCCCUUACCCUGCUGCUGCUCCUCCUGACAGGGGCCUCCCUCCUCCGUCCGUCCACCCCCACCCCUAUGAACACCCCUGAGGAGGGUGAUAACCUGCACAGAGAUUCUCCUCCUGCUCCGACCGUCACAGUAGAGGAGGAGAGAUGGGAAGAGGAGAGACGAUCAGUACAGAGAGAGGAGGCAGAGGAGGAAGAGGAGCUCUUCAAAGAUGUGGAUCCAAAAACCCUCGCAGCGGUUUUGCUUGAGGCGCUCAAUCGCUCGGAUGUGGGGAGGAGGAGGGAGGAAGAGGAGACGAAUUCUGAGACGAAGGAGGAAAACAGAGAGGUGAGAAUGAUGAAGGGAGCGGACAGAGACAGAGACGGACGAAAGGAGUUAGAGAUGCUGAUGGCUGCUCAGGGGAAAGAGCGAAAACGAGAGGAAGAGGAGGAGAGGAGGAAAGCUCAGGAGGAGGACAGGAUGACGGAGAAGGUGACCAGUCGGACCACAAGCCAGACAGUCCAGGUCCAAGCAGAGCCGCAGCCUCCAAGUCCAGACGGAGGAGGGGAGAAUGGGACGCGGGGAGUGAAUACUCCCCCCGACCAAGGCAGCAAUGAGGAGGAGGAGGAACAGCUCAGCCCAGAGGAGCUGAAGAGCCUGGAGACCAUGAUGAAGGAGUUUCCUAGUCUGAACACGGCCACAAAGAGGGAGGGAGACCAGAACCAGAGGGAGAGCCGGGGAUGGAGCAGCUACAACGAGGUCUUACCCGUCAAAGGAAGUGACAUCGCCAUGACGAAGAAGAAGUUGAAGUGGCAGGAGGAGACGCAGAAGGGAGUCGCCUUCCCGGUGUUCAGGGAAGGAAACUUCAUGGACGACUUUGAGGAUCGAGCAGGAAACAACGCAGUUCAGUCGCAGCUUUCAUCAGAGCAGGAGGUGGCUGAGGAGGAGGAGCCAGAGGAGGAGGAGGAGGAAGUGUUGAGUCCUGAGGAAGAGGAGGCUCGCGCCAAAGCGGAGCAGGAGGAGAUGAGGAGGCAGGCGGCAGAGGCACAGCAAGCCAAGAUGGAGGAGGAGAAGCUGGCAGACAUCGCCUCCGACAUGCUGCUGCGCUACAUGGUGAAGCAGAACAAUGGUAACAGGAAGUAUGGCUCGUCUUUGUCCAACGCUGCAGAGGACAAGCGGUCAGACGAGCAGGAGGUGACAGAGGAAGAAGACCUCGACCCCCAGACCAUCGACAAGCUCAUCGAGAUCUCCAGCAAGCUCCACCUUCCUGCUGACGACGUGGUCGACAUCAUCAGCGACGUGGAGAAGAAGAAGAAGAAGGACAUCCCCUCUGAGGUUUCGUCUCAUUGGCAGAGACCUCUUCCGCCGCUCUCUUCUGCUUACUCGUCCACCAAAGCUUUGUCUUCAUCGCCAACCAAUCAGAACAGCUUCCCCGUCUCUAAGCAACCAUCUCCCGCUGUCAAUCUCAUGAAAUCGUGGUUCCAGGAGAAAUCGCCGACAAAAUCACAGGAACUUUGGAGCAAACCUUGGCGAGCCAAUCAGAAUCUUUGGUCCAAACCCAAGAAACCAAUCAAACAGGAAGUCUGGAUCAAACCGCCCAGGCCUGUUCAGACUGGAUACCCCUUUUACCCCUACAGAUACCCCUCCUACUACCAGAGGAAGCCCUAUCCAGACUACUACCCCAUCUACUACCCUCCUCCCCCCAGACCCAAACCCCGAUACUACCUCCCUAAACCCGCCCUCACCCGAGUGAAUCCCAUGGACGACCCCUUUGCUUUCCCACCAAGACGCCGCUAUCACAGCUGGGUCCAACCGCGGCUCAGAAACCCCCCUGCAGGCCUCCAGCAGAAGCCCUACUACCCCAGCUACCCCCGCCCUCUCUACCCCCGGACAUUUCAGCCCGUCAGAGUCCCCGUAAUGCCCCCUCAGCAGAAGCAGUUUUAUUUCUCGGCUCCGGCCGCCGCAGCCUCGAGAAACGAAGAUUAUUACGAGGCAGGAAAACAAGUGGAGAGCCGUGACAACCUGGAGAAAUACAUCCAGCAGAUUCUCCUGAAGAGGCCGCAGAUCUCAGACUGAGAGGGGGAAGGAAGGGACAGCGAAAAAAGAGGAUAAAAAAAGAGGAAAGAGAGUUCGUUAUGAUUCUUAUUUCUGGUUUUGUUUUACGUAUUUAAAAAAUGUCCUUUGUUUAUUUGAUUGGUUGAUUGGACAUGAUGUUAAAGAGGACUGGGAAAGGAAAACGAACGACUCACAUCUACACUCCUCCUGUUCCUCAGGGACGGAGGAGGGAGAACAGGAUGAAUGUUGAAAAAGCACGAUGCGGCUGAGAUUUGCAUCAUGCUCGAACUGUUCAUCCAAACUCCCGACAUGUCAACAUUCUCCAUGUGGACAUUUUUAAAUGCCAACUAAAGGAGGACGCUUGAACAUGCUGUUACCUGUACCUUUAAGUCUGAUGAGUCAGUGAGGGUUGCUGGGAAAUGUUUGAUGGCUGCAAAAAAAAAGAGCAUUUGUGUCAUUAUCUCUGGCAGGGAAAUCUUUCAGAAUCACUACACGGCCAAAAGUAUGUGGACGCUAAACUUUUCCCCUUAAUGUGCUGAUUCAGCUCAAAGAUAGCGGCCAGUGUCUGAUCAUAGGCCGUGCAUAAGAAGGGACGUCAAUGCAGAAGUGCCUUAAACUUGCAUUCUCUCUAAUGUCCAGCAGGGGAUUAGAAAAAGAAGUGAUUGUAUAGAAAGUUCUGUUCUGGUUUAUUCCCUCAGUUAACAUUUUCAUAACGACUUUAUGUUCUCAAUCUAUAGUUUCGAGUUCCCUUCAACACAGCAAGCUGUUCAUUUAGUAUAAUGAUGGAACCAUUUAGAGUCAAAGAGAGCAGGAAGAGGGGAGGAGUUAGGGCGGGGCUACCUGGGAUUGAGAAGAUGAAAAAGGUCACAGAGUUCAUAGCGUCAAUCAACGGGUUCAGGAUUGAAGUGAUCAGACGGGAAGAAAUCUUAAGAGAAAAGGUUAUAGCAGCAAACGUCAACUUCUCGAUGCCUCCAGUGAAACUAAAAGACACUAGGAUGGCAGGAAGUGACCAUAUUUGGAGGAAAAACCCUCGCACCUCUGCAGCUCCACCCUCUUGUCCAAAUAUGGUCACUUCUGGUUCUUUAAAAACAAGAUGGCCGCUGCUGACAGGCCAAACUGGAGGCUUUGAACCAGUAGUCCAAUUGGAAACCAACGGGUGACGUCCAUUUCUUAUAUACAGUCUAUGAUUCUAGCUGUACGCAGGGAAUUUGUUGUUAGGACCAAACUGAAACCUUAAACCUCAGCAGUAUCAGAGAUAUGGAUUCUGGAGCUUUAAGAGAUCUUUGACACAAACAGUUUUACUUGGAGUCCACAUACUUUAGACCGGUCACAUGACUCUCGUCUGAUGUCGUUGACAUGAAACCAACAUUAAUCAUAAAGUGGGAUUGGCCUCAUAAUGCUGAAGCCAUGAACAGUUUCAUCUGUUAAAUAAUACAUUUGAAUGCAAAUGUAUUAUUGAGUUUUCUUUGUGUGAAGAAGCAGAACGAGAUGUUUUCAUAAAGUAAACCCGCUCUCCCUGUAAAGCUCUUUACAGUAAACAGCAGCUCUCCUGAGCCGCUGUGGAGCCUCGCUCGCUCUCUGCUAUAAUGGCUCCAUGAGUCAUCCUUUUGCAUAACUUCAAUUACCUUGUUGCUAUGGUGCCGAACCCCGGCCAAAGUCUAUACGGCAUUCUUUUAGAGCUGACGCCUUGGCAGCGAUGAAGCUGUGCAGGCAAACAUACGUGCAGAUUGUACUUUGAAAGGACGAGGCUGCAGCUCUGAGAUCACUGAUUCAUCCCUCUGAAACAUGUCUGAUGCUCUCAGCUCAAAGCUCACAGAGUACACAUGAAGAUUCUUUUACUUAAAACUGAAUCCUGAAUACAGCUCGCCGGCUCGUCUUCGCCUCCUCCUGGUUCAGUCCGUCUUUUACACGUCCUUAUCAACAUGUUUACAGUUAGAUAAGGUCGUCAGAAUCUUCCCUUUAUCUGAUACUUCAGACAAGUUGUAAAGCCACGUCAUGGAGGGAUUCAAUCUAAACGUCUCUGAGUGUAACCAACAUUUGGGAAACAGCACAUUGCCAACAUAUUGGUGUAAUCAGGACUGUGUGCAGGUGAUUGUUUACAGUUAUUCAUCGGUCACUAAAACAAGAAAGUUCCCAUUUUUGAUUUGACUAGAAUCUAGAGCUCGACAGAGAUUAGAUUUUUGGGGCCGAUACCGAUAUGAUAUGUAUCGACCGAUGUCUUUCUUAGAUCCCUCUUCGAUCUGUAGAGAUAAAUAAAAUACAGUAGAGGGACUAUUUUCAGCGGCGGAUUAAUCUACACGUUUGGGCCGCGUUGUAUUGAUAUGCAAAUGAGUCCUUCCGAAAGCAGCGUGCAGUCUGUGAUCAACACCUUGGACUUGUUUCACAGCUCAGUGAACACGAGACCUUGUUAGAUCACGUUUUAGGUGAACGUUUGAAUUCUUCAUCAGAAAAAUUACUGUUUUGUUUUUGACCACGAUGCGGCUCUCACUGAGGAGUAAGAUGUUAGAGGCUCUGCAGACUUAACGUGAGUGUGAUCUAUUCAAAGUCUGUUUGUCUCUGCACAGCUGGGACACAAAACAUCUGCAGCCUUGUCCUUUAGAACGCCGUCAUGGUUUCAUCAAAGUGCCGCUGAAACGUUUCCGUUUAGCUCAACGAGACGAUCAGUGUUUUUUAUAAUUUUUCAUCUUCAGCUCAGACUCUGUAACGUCUGUCCUUUGAAUGUGUCUCAGCCGUGUGUCUUACAUUUUAAACAAGUCAAGCUGAGCAGAAAUCUGCAGCCUUACAUCACGUCACUGUGACGUCACGUCCAUGAGAUCACUGAGGUCAAAGGUCACGUCUGAAACACAGUAAAGAACAACACAUGGCCAGGGGUUUUUGUUUUCACUGCUGGGAUCAGAUGAUUCAUACAUGAUUGUAAAAAUGUUUUUAAACCUGCAAAAAAAGAAAACAUUGUUCUGCUGAGAUUGACUUUGUUUACGGACCUGUGUCCUGAGAAUCCGUGCUCGCUCGACGUCACUGAGACGAACGCAGCUCUUUGAUUCUGUGUUUCUGACCUUCGUGUCUCUCUGGAGUGAAAGCUUAAAGACAUUUGACAAUCUCAUUAUUAGAAAAUGUCAAAAUGAAGCCGUAAGGUAUAAAAAAACAGAGUGGAGGAUUUUUUGUACUUUGAAUAAUUUGUUGUUUUUUAAUGCGCUAGAAAAGAGAGCGAGGAGGGGGCGGAGCUAAGAGGACGUGUCUGCACGUUUACGUAUUCUUGCAUCUAAAACUUCGUAUCGAGCAUCAAUGAAAAAAGUAUAAAAAAACAACCUCAAAGAUGAAGAAACAAAGACGUUGGUGUACCUUUAAGUCAUUGUUGGAGUCGUGUGUGUGUGUGCGGGGAGUCGUGUGUCUGUAGAUGUACUCUGUUGUAACCAUGGUAAUGAACAUGCGUUAGCUGGAUGUAAAUACGCGCAUGUCAAUCACUACUUUUGCUACGUGGAAAGAAACGAAUAAAGUCGACUAUUUUUAUUACCAAA
Messenger RNA from Labrus bergylta (ballan wrasse), 5870 nucleotides. The record is from RefSeq and is a predicted model, not a curated record. Lineage: Eukaryota; Metazoa; Chordata; Actinopteri; Labriformes; Labridae.